This is a messenger RNA of Amblyraja radiata (thorny skate), 9908 nucleotides long. RefSeq names its product cramped chromatin regulator 1 (gene cramp1). Gene Ontology annotation, cellular component: nucleus. The record is from RefSeq and is a predicted model, not a curated record. The transcript has 20 exons. Bases 351 to 4226 code for a protein of 1291 amino acids. Gene Ontology annotation, molecular function: chromatin binding. Gene Ontology annotation, biological process: pattern specification process. Lineage: Eukaryota; Metazoa; Chordata; Chondrichthyes; Rajiformes; Rajidae.
GCGGUCCAAUGGCGGGGUGCAGGGGCGGGUUCCGGCGACGCGGCGCCGGGUAACAGCGGCUGCGGGUGGACGCGAAUGAAGCGGGGAGAGGAUGUGAAGGGGCAGCGGGGCGCCUGACAAGUGGAGGCGCCGGCCCGGGAGCCUGAGCCUGAACCUGAACAGAACGGGGCUGUGUUGCUGGAGAGGGGGAAGGCAGGCAGGAAGGAGGUCCAGCGGGCCCAGGAAACGGCGGCGUCCCUGGAAACGGCGUCCCCCUGCUACUCUCCCCCCGGCGACCACACUCACUCUCUCCGCUAACUACCCAGGACCAACAACAUUGGCUCCAACAACAUCAACCCGGAGGCGUGUUGAUGCCGUGGAUCUCGCUUCCCGAUUUGUGCGUAAUGACGGCGAAAUGUGCGGAGGUGAACAGCGAUGAUGGGCUGAGAAGAGUGUGUAAAAGAAGUGGUGACGAGGAGAGUGCUGAAGGAGAUGGGGAGAGUGAAGAAGGAGGCUGCAGAUCUGAACACAGCACAAAGAGAGAAGAUACUUCAGCAGCUGCCACCAGUCCAGAUCAGCAUCAUUUCUUAAGAUCCAGUGUGAGACCUCCCAACAAGAGGUUAAGGAAAGAUCCAGUUGCUUCUCAUGGAUCCAACAGCUUCCAAAACAAUAAGGGAAAAGGUCUUGAGGGGAGUUCUGCUGCUUCUGGUUAUGCGUCUGGCAUUACUGUGGGCAGUGCAGGUGGAAGCAGCAAAACCACAGCAAAGAGUUUAUCUGCCAUAUCUGGAGAAAAAGAGGAAGGGAACAAGAAGAAAGUUCGAAGGCAGUGGGAGUCGUGGAGUGCCGAGGAUAAAAACUCAUUUUUUGAAGGGUUAUAUGAGCAUGGAAAGGAUUUUGAAGCAAUACAGAAUAACAUAGCUCUAAAGUACAAGAAGAAAGGGAAGCCAGCAAGUAUGGUGAAAAACAAGGAGCAAGUUCGGCACUUCUACUAUCGUACUUGGCACAAGAUCUCCAAAUACAUCGACUUCAAUAAUGUAUUCUCUCGAGGACUGAAGAAAUCCUCUCAGGAGCUCUAUGGGUUAAUAUGCUAUGGAGAACUGCGCAAAAAAAUCGGAGGAUGCAUGGAUGAUAAAAAUGCAGCCAAACUCAAUGAAUUAAUUCAAGCUGGGGCCACAACUGUGCGAUACAAAGGCCGUAAUUUACGUAUAAAAGCACCAAUGUGCCGGGCUUUGAAAAAAAUCUGCGAUCCUGAAGGAAUUAGUGAUGAGGAAGAUCAGAAACCAGUUCGACUACCGGUGAAAGUGCUCCUUGAACUACUGCCACGCAGUAACUACACCUGGGCAAGAGUUCAGAGUCUGGCACAGAAUCCUCGACUACGGAUGAUGGUGGAACUACAUCGGAAAGUUUCCAGUCUCAUUGAUUUCCUCAAGCAUAAAUGGGCGUUACAGGAAUUCCGAAUUCGCAAGUCAUUGGAAGAACGUCAGCAAGAUAUUGUAUAUGGUGAAUCAAGGAUUAUGGGGCUUGAGGAAAAGACAGAGCUCCAUCUCUACCCUGCAGAGAACUGUACUUUAACUGUACUGCCUGGAGUGGCAAAGGUGGUUCACUCAAAAGCCUGCUGCACUGUGCACUGGCAGGAAACCGGAAGGUGCAGACAGAACAUAAAGGACAUUCAUUUACUCCCACCAGCACAGAUAUUAGCAAGAACCCCUGCUACAAAGGAUAUGACUGUUCCCGUCAGUCAAGGAACUCAGGGCACAAUGAAGGGACAAGUUAAACAAAUUAGAAGCACAACAGAUGGGCGAACUGGUUUCAAAACCACUACAUCGAUGGCUGGUGAAGGAUCACAAUGCACUGAAGAGGAAAUGUCUUCUUUGGAAGGUACCUCUGCUGGAGAGACAAUUUCUCAACAGGAAAGUCCAAAAACAGACGAGAUAUUUGAUGGAGGACAGCAAGAAUUAGGAGAAAAUGGAGAACAUGCAUUUAAUUCACCCAAAUCUAAUUCGGAUGCUUCCACUGAAGAAUGCAGUGGUAAUGAGGUGCCCUUAAUGGAGUCCCCAGAACCAACCACGACUACUGAGCUCUGUGUCUGUGGGGGGAUGGUCAAUAAUGAUGAGACACUCCUCUUGGACCCACCUUCUCACGACAUGAAGUCGUGUCCGAACUCGGUAGAUGCAGAGAGAUGUGCAUGUCUGGAAAAAUCCUCUGAAAAGGGUGUUACUGCCUUGGACAUAAAUGGAUUUCUUGGUGAUCCCAGUGCAGUACAUUCUGGAAUGAUAAAAGUUGAAUCAAGCUCUCAACAAUUGGCAGAUUCAAGUCCCCAAUUAUCUACUGAUACCGCUUCAAUGUCAUCCAAUUCAACCGCAGUAGAUGAUUGUGAUAAUAGGACCUUGUCCACUAAUUGCACUCAUGAACAGCCGGUGGUGUGCACAGAUGAGGUGUCUGAUAAUGACUGCCUUGGGCAGACCGUGAAUAUGAGUUUGCCCUCUCAGGGACAAGCUGGUAGUGCCAGCAUUCUUCCAAAGCCACCAAAAGAAGAUGCUACCCAUCUGGUCCAGCAGGUGCUGGAGGAUGGCUGGAGUCCAAGUACCUCUGAGAAUUUGACUUUGGCUGAAUUGUACCUCAUGCUGGGGAAACCCAGCAAACUGCAACUUGAAUAUGAUUGGGUGCAGACCCAGCGGAAUAACGCUGAGGAAACUGAGAGGACAAAGGGUACAAGUCAGAGGUUACUGAAGUGCCUGCUGCAAAUUAUCACUACUGAAGUAAAUCCUAAAUCUAGUCCAGAUUCAAGUUCUGUGGCAGCAUCUCCAAUGAAGUCAAACCAUGAAGAUCAGAUGCUCUCGCCGCCAGGGAAAGUGAUUACUCUUUCACGUAGUCCUGGUUGUGUCCGAAAUACUCCAGCAAUUCGAACGAGCAAAACGCUCACUCCCACCAGUGUUUCAGGAAUGCGUAAUGUGCAGAAAACAUUGGUGGUCCCACAUUCAUCUAGUAGCUCAGGAAAAUCGAACAGCGAUGCAGACAGUGGGAUAUUUGCAGUUCCUACAAUUUUGCCUCCUAACAGUAGGCAUAACAAGAUGUAUUCACCCAGCAAAGAGAGUGAGCUGACAUUCAGACAGCAACUGGAUACCUUCAGUAGGCAACCCGACAUCUUCUUACCUAAACCCAGGAAAUUGCGAAAUAAUCGUCCACGCAAGCCGCUGGUGGUUCAGAGAACACUGUUGCCACGACCGACUGGAAAUUCCUCUCAGCAUGUUUGUUCUUUUUCCAUCUUGUCCAAUUCUGCCACAGGCACAGGUUUAUUCCGUCCUCUUCAGUCAUCUCUUUCCAAACCAACGUUGGCUCGCCCUAUUGUUCCAAAAGUCAUUCCAGCAUCCACCAGUCAACUAUCCAGUGCAAUCGACAUGGCAGCAAAGUCAGCAGGCAUAAUUCCAGGCAGCCCAGUCCAGGCUCUUGAUACAGAGGAUUCACAAGAUUUGACAUCCCUGUCAAAUGAAGAUGUUUCCAUGGUAAACUUGGACCAUGAUAUAUCCUCAGUCCAUCAGAAUGGAAGCCCACCACCAACGUUGGCAGGGAGGGAUCUUGAAAAACCCACGCAUCAGAAUGGUUUAUCCUCUCCAACAGAUGAAACCUCUAACACGUUGUUCACUUCUCCACCAAAUGUCUCGGCUCUCCUUGAUAUUUCAUUGCCAGGACCUCCUGAUGACACACUGUCCCAGGGUGGACCCCAUAGCCAAAUCAGUGACUCCAUCAUCGAGCUUGCUAUCAACUCCACUCAGUAUGUUAGCGGUGACGGUUCAUCUCUCUCGCUAACAAAGCUGAAUGGUAAUGACAACUCUAAGAAUCUUCCAUCUCCACCAGCCAGUCCUCAACGCAACUGGAUCCCCUCUCCUACCCACGAUCCGCAGUGGUAUCCAACUGACUCUGGUGACUCUUCUUUGGGUAGUCUAUUGUCAAGCCUAAUAUCUCCUGAAAAGGGGCGGAAGAUGCUGACAACCGGCAAUGGAAACAGCAAUAGCAACUCUUUACUUGGAACAAGCUUGUUAGAUGGCAACUCCAGGGACUCUUUUGUUUCCCGCUCACUAGUGGAUGUGUCUGAGGUUGAUUCUCAGCUGGCGUGUAUGAUGAAUGAAAGCAGUGUGGAUUAUAUUGCCCGCUUUAACGACCUUGCUCAAGAGCUCUCGGUAGCUGAGACUUCAAGGAAGGAGAUGCUUUUGGACAGUGGCCCUUCGAUUGGUGACCUUUCACAAUAAGGUCAUAAUGUGAACAUGGGGUUCAUUUAGGAUGCCCCCGUUCUUCAGCACCUUGCCAAUUAAGCUGCUUGGUUUGGGCAUUGAUUACUGGAGAGACCAUUUGUAAAUGACACUGAGAGGUUUGAAAAAUGUGCAAUACACUUGACUGUACUGCCCUAAUUCAGUAUUACAUUCAUGAUCAUCUUCAGUUGGCAGUAAUUGACACAGCAUGAAGCUACAAGAAGCCAAAAGGAUCCUCCGAUGGGACCGAACACUAGAAUGAAUUUUUUUCCCAAUGUCUGAAAUGGAUGUGAAGAUCAAUCAGAUGUUUGAAUUGGGCGUCAACUCAGAACUGAUCUCAAAAUCGUAGGGUUUUGGUGCAAAACUAGUGAUACUUUUGUCAUUUGUACCAAUUUCUUCCUAGAGUAACAUAGAAUGUUCUGAGUGUCUUGUACAAACCUUUUAUACCAUAUAACACACCCAUUUUUGCUUUCCAUUAAAACCAAACAUCAGUUUUCUCAGUGGCUGUACACAACGUGAAAGAAUGUCAAAGUCCAUAGGCCACAUUGUUAUGGGGUGGUUAUGCUGUGUUUGUGGGCUGCACCAUGAUGCGAGGAGAUCAGUAAACUGACAGUAACUUAGGUUGUCUGAAGCAUGGUCUCUAUAUUGCAGCAUUAUGCUCUUAAACAUCUAUCAGAUGGACACGUCGGUUUCCCUGAGAGUCCCAAGCGAGGUAGAUGGUGCUGAUUUGGAAUGAGUUCACCAAGUGCAGGGCUGUGUGCAUGUAUGAACUGAGAACCGAGCAGUAAGAAAUUAAUUUUAUACGGUUUGAUAAAUGUUUUAUUGGUUUCUUUGUCUGGGAGAGAGCCAGAGAUGGUUGUGAUUUUGCUAUACCACUUCAAUACAUGCUGCAUUCCAGCAUUUGUUUUACUCUGGUCGGUUGGCUUUCUAGUCCAUUGUUUUACAAUCAUUAUUAUAGGAUCUUCACUUCUCCCCAGUUUUCCAUCUUGUGAACUAUUACUGGGUAUCAGCUUGACAAGUAUGAGCCGGUUAUCUAUCAUUAAUGACCAUUAGGACUGAACCCAAAGCUUGCUGCUGAGUAGAAGAUAAUGCAGUUGUUUCAUUCAGCAUCAAGAUUCGAGAUGCAUCUUCUCAAUUUGUGCACUGUUUUAAGUGCACAAUGGCUGGUAUGCAUUCUGUACAUUUCAAAUGUAAAGGUUUUCUGUAAUGAAGACACUUUUGUUGUAUUUUACACAGCGUUCAGUAACUAUGCUUCAGAUUGAAGUUAUGAUACCACUUUUUCUGCUGAUAUGGAACAAUGACAUGUGCUGUGCCUCGAGUGCAUUUAAGUGUUGCGCAGUUUAUCUUUAAUCUUGCCAUGCUUGGGUUUUCUGCACCCAAGGAAUCCACAGAGCUACCACUGAAUUUCACAAGCUGCUGUUUUUCUUUUUCUUUCUGCAAAAAAAAAAAAAAAAAUCAGCACCCAAGGGCUUAAAUUCUCCUAUCGGGCACAUGUGUGGGGGACAGGAACAUUGUGCGGUCUAACUACAGUCAGCAGCGUGGUGUGAUUACGAUUCAGUAGCGGGCAAGAUGCUGUGAAGCGUUUUGCAGAUUCACACUAAAAAUGCAAGCUGCAGAUUAUGUACAUCCCGUACUGUCAUUCUGUAUCACUGGGUUAGAUGGUACACUGAUAAUUUUAUCUAGCACAUCUAGAAAAACUGUAUUUUGAUUAAUGCAUGCUACAUCUAAGUGAAUGUUUUGGAAGAAUUGUCUCCCAAUCCUGUAAUGUGGAAUAGUUGUCCAAAUAUGGCUGUAAGUCAAAUCAUUGUAUCUCUGGGCUUCUGAAGAACAGGAGGAGAAAUUGCAAAGUUAUAUAGCACUGAGUUGUUGCAUUGGGACUACCUGUGCAGAUUGCAGUGCAGUAAUAGUGGUCUCUGCAUAUUCCGUUAUUUGUGUUAGAUUAAUAAUUUUAGCAAAUGUCUACUGUGCUAUGACUUUAAAAGAGCAAAUUAAUUUGAGGAUUACAUAAAGCUGUGGCCUAAGUAGUUUACAACCUAAUACUCGUCUGUUACGUACUAUUUUAUCCUUCAAGAACUCCAAAGCAUCUAAUGCUAUUCUGCAAUUCAUUUGACAUCUUUUGUAUAUUCUGCUUUCAUGUAGACCAAAAGUGUUCUGUCCUUCAACAAAAUGGCAUCUUGCAGCGUUUUAUCUCUUAAAGUUUUGAUAAAUAUUUGCUGCAUUAUGAAAGGGAUUUGUUUAAUGUACCUGAAAGACAGUUUUUGUUUAAAUGUAGCAUUAGAGGUGUCUUUCGAAUUAAGGAAGUUCCAAUUUAUAUAUUUGUUGAGUAAUAAUGUCAUCUUGCACUUUUUAACUUGGUGCACUAGGUUUGUCCUGAGGUAAAGAGAUGCCGUUAAUUCUCUGUGGCUGGAGGAAUAUUCCACUUUAGUCGAGUCUAGUUUAUUGUGGUGUGCACAACUAAAAUGAGGCAUGGAUACAAUGAAAAUUAUGCUUGCAGCUAUAUCACAGGCACAUAGGCUCAGGCAAACACACAAAAACUAAUUACACAAAUCACACAUUUACCUGAGGUUUACCCGAGGCACGAUUAUUUCUUAUCGAAAUCUCAGACAAUAUUGGGGGGAAAAAAGGACUGCAAAAAAAGUUAUUGUUUCUUUCCCGAGUAUUCCAGCAUAAUUUUAAGGAACCGUUUCAUUCACAUAGGAUUCAUUAGUGGUGGCAGCCUGCGCUAUUUCCCCCCCCCCCCCCCCCCCCCCUUCACCUCCACCUUUAUUAUUGCAUUUUUAUUGGAGUCCAUCUUUUUUGCUUUUAGCCUUUUGCAUUGGUUCAGUUUAUAUUGUGUAUGAUUGUUACUAUAUUGCUGGUCCCAGACUGUUUGCAGUGGUAGGGAAAAGAAACUAGUAGCUGGGUGUGUUAUAAUGUUUACAUGGUUUGUACAAUUCUCAUGUCUGUGCUCUGCAUCAGAUAAAUAGGAACAAGCUACCAAUGAUUUUUUUAAAUGGAGCAAAAGUAGAAUAAUUUUCCAAGUAAGACUGAAAUACAGAUGCCUCCAUUAGUUCCUCCAGAAUCGAGCCUCGUAUCAGAAACGUUCUGAAUGCAGAAUUAAAUGUUUGUCAGAAUUCAAAGCUUCGGUACUUUUCCUAAAGCAAUCCCAGAAAUCUCUUCACUUGUUGUAAAAUAUUGCUAUAUUGGUGUUUAAUUCAUGUGUACCCUUUUAUUCUUUCUGCAGCAGUGCAUAAAAGUAUAAUUUGCAUAUUUCCCUUUUUACUAAUUCCCUCUAAUGUCUGGACUUGGGUUUCAACAAGAUUAUGAAUCCAAGUGUUUCUUGUUUCAGCAACAGCUGUUAAAUGUAGCUGGUGAAAAGGGAUGUAUUCAACAGUUGCAGGAACGUUUCCCAUUUUCCCAAUAUUCAUCCAUCCAUUGAAAAAGCUUAAGAUCACUGAAUGAUGUCUAAUUUAUUGUCCCUGCAUGUAAGAAACCAUCUCUGGCUAUGUCGUCUGCUGUAAGUAUUGAAUGCUUUAAGCAGAGGAAGUGGACUUUAAUGUUCAUCUUAACCUGCCUUCCAUUUGUCAUGUAACCCUAAAUGUGAAUACAUCUUUAUUGCUGUUAGUACUUCCCAUUGCACAACCACACAGUGCCUUUAUGUAAUCUGCAUCAAUUUGCAUAUGAACUUGAACAGACCAGUACUGACUUCAACUCUCAAGCAUCUAAUGUGGGUUCACAUUCAGUUAGGCCAUGCAGUGGACUAAAUGUUAUCAGCUUUAAUCUGAUAAUGAAUGCACUGUAAGCAUGGCCCUGUCUCGAGAAUAUUAAAUUUCUAGUUAUCUAUGGAUGAAGUCAUCUGGUGUGCCAUUGUUAUUGUGGCAAUAAUUCUACGGCAAGACAUCAUCCAGAUGUUAUUGGUAAAAGUGCUAACAUUUAUGUUCAUGUUCCUGUUGAUGACUGUAUAGAACUAAAUACCGACAAAUCAAAUGUAGAAUAAUUCUUGCACUUGAUUGUGCUAAGUGUAUACAUUUGUGAGCUGGGUAGAUUGACACAAUUCACUGAGGAAGCUUACAAAUUAAAACCUGUGCAUCUCCCCCUCUCUGGGAAUGAAGACCCCAUAAUGCCAGGUGAGCUUUUUGUGAGCCAUUUGAUUCUUGCUUUACAUAUCUUUCAACAUCUUACAGCAGUGUGUGAUUGUGUGAGUUUUUGAAAGUGCAUUUCUAUUGAAAUUAAUUUGGAACAAAACAUUUUUAAUUUUUGUACGAGGCAAACUUUUCAUUUUGCAUUCAGUAGUCCUUAAUUUAUUAACUGCUUUUUAACUAGUUUUAAUCUUGCACUGGAAGGUGAAUAUAUAUUUAUAAAUUGAAUUAAAAACUGAUGUGUUAUUUGUAAAAAUGUAACAUUGGCAGUUGUUCUAACUCACCCAUGAUUCCAUAGUUUGUACAAUUGCUUUUGGCUGAAGUUUGGUUUUCACAUUGGUUUUCAACCUGUGUUUGAUGAAUGUGAGAACCUACAAUGAACUAUACAUUUUUUUCAUAACAGCUGAAAACAGAUUGGCAAAUCUUCACAACAUGUCAACAUUCUUUCUCUUCUGAAAGUCCAUUAAGGUUGGAUACUGUUUCAGGCAGUGAUCAGUGAUGCGUUAGCAUUAUCUGAAAUUCACUGUCACAUACAGUACAAAAAUAUAACCUAUACUGGUUGAAUUCUUUACAUUGUACACCAUGCAGUAUUAUUUUGUAUUCAUAAGAACAGGAGUAGGCUAUUCAAUUGUUUUUAUACAGCUAGGACCACGCGUAUUUCUAUCUUCAGAAUCCUCAUCCUGUGCUCUGGAGAACAUGGGGCCCAUUUCCAAACAUUUGUGACUGAAGCUUUGAAUCUUGACACCUUUUAACAUUUUUGUUCACUUGGAUAGAGUUAGUCGGUGUUACAUGUUAGAGGGACACUUCCCAUCACAGCUUUGACUUUCCAUUUAAAAAACAAAAAAAAAACAAGGGUUGAUGAUAAUUUUAAAUCCUUGUUGGGAAUAUUUUAAGAAAAUGCAUAAUGCUGGUACCUGAUUUAAGUAAUUUGUUAGAAGGAAUUAUUGAAUAUGACUGAAUUAAAUCAACAUCACCACAGCAUUAAUGCUAACCUAAUGUCCAUUUACAAUUGUGUUGUGUAAAUAUAUCAUCCUUACAUUAUUGGGCCCUGUCUCUCUAACGAAGUGCAAUCGUCUACAAUGGUAAUAAGAUGGUUAUUUGAGCCCAUUGUUGAAACAAUUCUAUGGAAGUUGAGAAAAACACAGGGGUGUUGAAAAGUUGCUGAUGGGGAGGCUCUAUGAAUUUCUAAUUGAUGCACUACAAUAGAUGGCUCUGCUUUAGCUUUGGAGCAGGUUCUGAAUGGCUUUUAAGAUGUAAAUGUUGUACAGAAGCAGAAAAGAAAUGUUCAUAGCAUUGUUUUGAUAAAAAGCCAUAACAGAUGUAAAGGUUUUCGUCCCCUUUUGAGAUGUGAAAACUUUUAAAACAGUUCAAAAUCCCCUUCCCUGAUCUUUGUACCAAAUGUGUAAAUUAUUUUCGACUAUUUAUUCUGUAUGAUUUGAGUUUUGUGGUUAUUUAAUAUGCAAAGAAGCUGUUAAACUUUCAUGUUGAGUUUUUUGUUUAACCUGUAGAGCUGUUUUUUUAAUUAUUCUUGCUGAUAAACACAUUUUAAAUACACUAACUGCAA